AUGGUGGAUGAGGCACAUGAGAGAUCUAUCAGUACUGAUGUCUUACUGGGGCUCCUAAAGAAAAUUCGCCGAAAGCGACUUGAGUUGCGUAUCAUCAUCAGUAGUGCUACCCUACAAGCAAAAGAGUUUUUGGAAUUCUUCACAUCGAGCAGCGAUGGUCAAACCAACAGCAAGAACGGUGACAACGAGAAGAAAGAUGAGAUUGGUGCCAUCGUAAGUCUCGAGGGAAGAACAUAUCCCAUAGAUACACUAUAUCUAGAGUCACCGGCAGAAAACUAUGUCGAGAAGGCUAUCGAUGUCGUUUUCGACAUACACACCCAAGAAGGCGAAGGAGAUAUACUGGUCUUCUUGACUGGUCGAGAGGAGAUUGACAAUGCAAUACAAGCAGUCAGCGAGCGCAUGAUGGAUCUUGGUUCCAAGUACGGCCCAUUGAUGCCAUUGCCACUAUAUGCCGGCUUGUCGACAGAACAGCAGAUGUAUGUGUUUGACAAGUUAUCUGAGGGCACCCGAAAGGUCGUAUUCUCAACAAACAUUGCAGAAGCGUCAGUCACAAUCGAUGGAAUCGUUUUCGUGGUUGAUAGUGGCUUUGUGAAAUUGAGGGCAUAUGAUCCAAGGACAGGUAUAGAGUCACUCACUGCCACACCAGUUUCCAAGGCAGCUGCAUCUCAACGUGCUGGGCGUGCUGGACGAACAAAACCUGGAAAAUGUUUCCGGUUAUAUACCGAGCAAAGCUACCAAUCAUUACAAGAUGCCAAUAUUCCUGAGCUACAGCGGUCGAAUCUGGCACCUGUUGUUCUCCAACUCAAAGCUUUGGGUAUAGACAAUAUUGUGCGGUUCGAUUUUCUCUCUCCACCACCGUCUGAACUUAUGGCAAAGGCCCUAGAGUUGCUGUACGCCCUUGGAGCUCUGGACGAAUAUGCCAAGCUCACUCGUCCUAUGGGUUCGAGGAUGGCUGAAUUGGCUGUUGAGCCGAUGAUGGCCAAAACCUUACUGGCAGCACCAUCAUUCGGAUGCCUUAGUGAGGUGUUGACCAUCGCUGCCAUGACAAGCCUCGGAGGCAGUGUGUGGUUCUCCCACGAGGGCGAAAGAAAGAAGAUGGAAACAUCACGCAGGAAGUUUGCCGUCGAGGAGGGUGACCAUCUGACACUCCUCAACGCCUACCAAGCCUUUGUCACCAAGGGCCGGAAAGAAGCAAAGUUUUGUCACGAGAACAACCUCAACUACAAGUCGAUGAGUCGAGCGAUCAGCAUUCGAGCACAACUAAAACGGUAUCUUGAGCGAUUCAGUAUUAAUGUGGAUGAAACUCUCGCCGGUCAAGCAUCGUCGGAAGAUAACGCCAAAAAGGCAGAGCAGAUCCGCCGUUGUCUUACAUCGGGCUACUUUGCACAUGCGGCAAGGAUGCAGCCAGAUGGGACGUUUCGCAACGUGGAGGGUAACAUGGUUCUUCACGCACAUCCGACUUCACUCAUGUUCAACCGCAAGGCAGACUGGGUCAUCUUCCAUGAAGCGAUGGAAACUGGUAGCAAGAUAUUCAUCAGGGAUGUCACCAAGAUCGAGAAGACCUGGCUCCUGGAGUAUGCACCAGAGUUCUACCAGAUCACGACCGAUCGACGGGGAUGA
Molecule: messenger RNA, 1620 nt
Organism: Fusarium graminearum PH-1
Lineage: Eukaryota; Fungi; Ascomycota; Sordariomycetes; Hypocreales; Nectriaceae
Exons: 1
Coding region: 1-1620 (539 amino acids)
Cellular component (GO): catalytic step 2 spliceosome; intracellular anatomical structure
Molecular function (GO): RNA binding
Source: RefSeq, a predicted model, not a curated record